AUGGCAGGAGGUACCAAACGAUCCCGUCAAGAUGAUAUUGAUACACCCAUCACUCCCCCUUCAUCACAAGAAGACGAUACCCCUACGCCUACUCCUACUCCCACUGCAACUCCCACACCACCUAUCACACGUAAUUCAUCUUCCUCAAUUCAUACGAGAAGGCAAGCCACCACCGGUACCAACAAUGACACCACCACCACCACAUCUCGACCUCCAUUGACUCGAUCGUCAGCAACUCAACCACCACCACCCCGUAAUAACGGUUUGGGCAGGUCGAACUCUCUGUUCAACAUGUCAACUAGAAGAUCCGGUCUCACCUCAAUGUCAUCAUCAUCAUCUUCCUCUUCUUCUACCUCGUUUGCUGUCCCUUCUGGCUCAGGGUCAAGUAGGGUCGGGAUGUUAACGCGUACUCAAUCUACCCCAUCUAUCACUUCGCCCAGUCAACUCAAGGCAAUUGCAGGAGGAAGUGGCGGUAGCGGGCCAGCAGGAAAAGGUGAUCCCGAAGAUGGUCUGGGCGGUGGUGGACCUUCAAAGAGGUUCGGAAAAGGGAAAGAGAAUAUCCCACCGAGGAAGGACAAUAAUGAGAAUUCGUCUUCCGGCUCUGGCGGUCAGGAAGGUGGUUCGCAGAGGAAAAGACCUAGAGUAUCAAGUAGGGGUAGUAUGUCCGGUUCAGCUAGAUCGAGGGGAAGAAGUGGCAGUGUUGUCAGUGUGAGGAGUGAGACAAGUGGUCGACACUCUUCACUCGCUCCUUCAUCUUCUGCUUCCUCCAUUGCGUCAUGGUCUGCGCGUCUUCCUUCUCCCGCUCCUUCCCAAGCAUCGUCCAUCACCCCCUCACUCGAUUCGGUCACUUCGGCCGAUCCUCUCGAUCUCAUCAAGGACGAGGACGAGUUCGACGUCGAUAAGACCCCUACCAAGGCUAGACCAGUCACUCGAUCGACCGUGCUUCCUCCUACUCCACCACCUUCUUCCCCUUCCCUACGUGACGUGGAGAUCAAGUCCACCACCGAACGCGUCAACCUCAUGCGGGUGUAUAGCGAUAAAACCGAAACCGACGAGGAUGUCGAUAUGUCAGAAGACAAAGAGAUAAAAUUGAACCCAUAUAAACAACUCAAAGCUCAUCUGCGACUCUCGUCUUCCACCUCUGAAUCCACAUCUACCGAUCAGGUCAUCAUCGGUCGAGAAGAAGAGAAAAAGGUGUUGAGAUCGUAUCUGACCAACAGGAACGAUGUUGAUGUGGGCAUGUAUAUCUCCGGUCCACCAGGUACAGGUAAAACCGCUCUGGUCACUGCUCUAGGAAGGGAGUUGGCGGAAGAAGGUUGGAAGGUCGUUGGAUUGGGAUGUAUGGGUUUGAAAGUCACUGAUAUCUGGAGAAGGUUGGGUGAAGAGCUGAUUUGUGGGAAAACCGAAAAAGACGUAAAGGACUUUAUCGCUCAGGCGGAUUCUAAAGUGUUCAUCAUUCUCGACGAGGUUGAUUCACUCAUGCCACCACCACCUUCUAUCGCACCUCCAGCCACUUCCCACUUACUCACUAAGCUUUUCUCUCUUCCUUUACUCUCGCCAACCGUCAAACUUAUCUCUAUCUCCAAUACACUCGAUUUAACACUUCGAGCUCGACUUGUUCUACCUGAUAGCGCCCAACCCUUGGUCCUCCCUUUCAAAGCUUAUAAUGCGGGUGAAAUGGCACCUAUCGUCUCAUCUCGAAUUGCCGCUGCAACUGCUACCAUGUCUAACGGAGGACAGGCCAUCAAGAUCGAUCCUACCGCCAUCACUCUCCUUACUAAGAAGGUCGAAGCUCAGAAUGAAGAGAUCCCUACCAAAAUUCCUACCCUAACUGAAAGCACCUAUACCAACAUCUCCUCAAUUCAUACGAGAAGGCAAGCCACCACCGGUACCAACAAUGACACCACCACCACCACAUCUCGACCUCCAUUGACUCGAUCGUCAGCAACUCAACCACCACCACCCCGUAAUAACGGUUUGGGCAGGUCGAACUCUCUGUUCAACAUGUCAACUAGAAGAUCCGGUCUCACCUCAAUGUCAUCAUCAUCAUCUUCCUCUUCUUCUACCUCGUUUGCUGUCCCUUCUGGCUCAGGGUCAAGUAGGGUCGGGAUGUUAACGCGUACUCAAUCUACCCCAUCUAUCACUUCGCCCAGUCAACUCAAGGCAAUUGCAGGAGGAAGUGGCGGUAGCGGGCCAGCAGGAAAAGGGAAAGAGAAUAUCCCACCGAGGAAGGACAAUAAUGAGAAUUCGUCUUCCGGCUCUGGCGGUCAGGAAGGUGGUUCGCAGAGGAAAAGACCUAGAGUAUCAAGUAGGGGUAGUAUGUCCGGUUCAGCUAGAUCGAGGGGAAGAAGUGGCAGUGUUGUCAGUGUGAGGAGUGAGACAAGUGGUCGACACUCUUCACUCGCUCCUUCAUCUUCUGCUUCCUCCAUUGCGUCAUGGUCUGCGCGUCUUCCUUCUCCCGCUCCUUCCCAAGCAUCGUCCAUCACCCCCUCACUCGAUUCGGUCACUUCGGCCGAUCCUCUCGAUCUCAUCAAGGACGAGGACGAGUUCGACGUCGAUAAGACCCCUACCAAGGCUAGACCAGUCACUCGAUCGACCGUGCUUCCUCCUACUCCACCACCUUCUUCCCCUUCCCUACGUGACGUGGAGAUCAAGUCCACCACCGAACGCGUCAACCUCAUGCGGGUGUAUAGCGAUAAAACCGAAACCGACGAGGAUGUCGAUAUGUCAGAAGACAAAGAGAUAAAAUUGAACCCAUAUAAACAACUCAAAGCUCAUCUGCGACUCUCGUCUUCCACCUCUGAAUCCACAUCUACCGAUCAGGUCAUCAUCGGUCGAGAAGAAGAAAAAGGUACAGGUAAAACCGCUCUGGUCACUGCUCUAGGAAGGGAGUUGGCGGAAGAAGGUUGGAAGGUCGUUGGAUUGGGAUGUAUGGGUUUGAAAGUCACUGAUAUCUGGAGAAGGUUGGGUGAAGAGCUGAUUUGUGGGAAAACCGAAAAAGACGUAAAGGACUUUAUCGCUCAGGCGGAUUCUAAAGUGUUCAUCAUUCUCGACGAGGUUGAUUCACUCAUGCCACCACCACCUUCUAUCGCACCUCCAGCCACUUCCCACUUACUCACUAAGCUUUUCUCUCUUCCUUUACUCUCGCCAACCGUCAAACUUAUCUCUAUCUCCAAUACACUCGAUUUAACACUUCGAGCUCGACUUGUUCUACCUGAUAGCGCCCAACCCUUGGUCCUCCCUUUCAAAGCUUAUAAUGCGGGUGAAAUGGCACCUAUCGUCUCAUCUCGAAUUGCCGCUGCAACUGCUACCAUGUCUAACGGAGGACAGGCCAUCAAGAUCGAUCCUACCGCCAUCACUCUCCUUACUAAGAAGGUCGAAGCUCAGAAUGGUGAUCUGAGAAUGUGUCUUGGUGUACUCUGCUCAGCAAUCACUCUAGCCGAGAACGAAUGGUUGAAAAAGAAAUCCAACCAGGCCCUAGCGGAUAAUGGAGAGAAAAAAGAAAUCCCAAUGACCAAAAUUGCCGUUACCCAUAUACUGAAAGCUUUGACUUCUUAUACCCAACAUCUGAAAUCUGCCGCUGGAUCGACAUCUUCCAGCACCGGUAGUGCGACAAGUAAGAAAAUCAGAUCGGUACAGAUCCAAGGUAAAAUGGUCUUGGUAUCCCUUUUGGUCUAUUUGACUAGGGUGAAAUACGGAUUGAAUGGAUGUCCAUCUAUCUUUACAAGUAAUGGACAGAUCACACCUCCGCUUACACCUUCGAAAUCUUCUUCCAACCUGAUCGGUGAAUUGACUGUACAGAACUUGUAUACUACGUAUUGUCACUUAUUAUCACACGAUCAUUCGCCUUUCCCACCAUCGCCCGAAUCGGAUUAUCGAGAUCUACUAUCCAACCUUGAAACGUUAGGUCUGGUCAGUAUAGUAGGAGGUGGCUCAGGAUUAGGAUCGAUCGGUUUAAGUAGAUCUUCAAGUGGAGGAAGUGGAAGUUCGACGAGAUCUAAAUGUUCCUCUGGAGGAGGUGGGAAGAUUGAAUUGUGCGUUAAAGAAGAAGAACUUAAAGAUGGUUUAGGUCUUGGAUCUGCAAAAAUGCAGAACAAGGGGAUAGCCGAAGAGGAAGUGAAUAAGAUUUGGGAGAGGGAGGAAGGGAGAUUGAAGAGGAUGAGAGAGAAGGAAAGGGCUAGACUAGCUGGUCUGGCUGAUGGGACGAGUGAACAGUAUAUCUAA
Messenger RNA from Kwoniella botswanensis, 4224 nucleotides. RefSeq lists its product as uncharacterized. Lineage: Eukaryota; Fungi; Basidiomycota; Tremellomycetes; Tremellales; Cryptococcaceae. Gene Ontology annotation, cellular component: nucleus. Bases 1 to 4224 code for a protein of 1407 amino acids. The record is from RefSeq and is a predicted model, not a curated record. Gene Ontology annotation, molecular function: DNA replication origin binding; ATP hydrolysis activity; ATP binding. The transcript has 8 exons. Gene Ontology annotation, biological process: mitotic DNA replication checkpoint signaling.